This is a messenger RNA of Fraxinus pennsylvanica, 2823 nucleotides long. The record is from the annotation of a GenBank genome assembly. Lineage: Eukaryota; Viridiplantae; Streptophyta; Magnoliopsida; Lamiales; Oleaceae.
AUGUGGUACCUGGGCGGCUACAAAGAUUUCACUCUUGAUCCCAUUAAUUUUCCCGGGGAGAAGAUGAAGAAAUUUGUCAAUGCACUUCACCAGAAUGGUCAGAAAUAUGUGGUCCUGUUUGCUGCUUCUUCUUGUCGUGAUUUUUUUUUUGGAUUGGUGUUUCGCCGUUGUGUGAGUGGUGGUGGUGGUGUUGAGGGUGGUAGUGCUCUGGCGGAAGAAGGAGGAGGUGAAGAAGCAAUUGGAUAUGGUUACAGCAUCCAAUCCGUGAUUGGCGAUUCAUCGGGGAAGACGUUGACUGCUCAUCUUCAGCUCAUCAAUAAUUCCUCGAUUCUCGGUCCUGAUAUUCAAUUCCUCACCCUCACUGCCAGCUUCGAGACAAAGGACCGUUUGAGAAUCAGAGUUACAGAUGCCAACAAGCCAAGAUGGGAAAUCCCUCAAGAAGUCCUCCCCCGCCAAUCUUACUACCCACUCCGCCGUUACCUCACCGGGAACCACCCUUCACCGCCAAAAAACCACUGCAUUUUCCUCUCAGACCCCACCUCUGACCUCACCUUCACCCUCCUAAACACUACCCCAUUUGGGUUCGCCGUCAGCCGCCUCUCCUCCGGCGACACCCUCUUUAACACCAGCCCAGUAAACGAUGACCCCGAAACGUACCUCGUCUUCAAAGACCAGUAUCUUCAACUCUCUUCCGCUUUGCCACGUGAGACUUCCAAUCUUUAUGGCUUAGGGGAGCACACAAAGAGCUCAUUCAGGCUGCAGCACAACCAAACACUUACCCUGUGGAAUGCCAACAUUGCCAGUGAGACCCUUGAUCUCAACUUGUAUGGAUCUCACCCUUUCUACUUGGACGUCCGGUCCCCUCGUGGGACCAGUCAUGGAGUCUUGCUACUCAAUAGCAAUGGGAUGGAUAUUGUGUACACUGGAGAUAGGAUUACCUACAAGGUGAUUGGUGGAAUGCUUGACUUAUACUUCUUUGCUGGGCCAGCGCCAGAAAUGGUUAUGGAACAGUACACUGAGCUUAUCGGCCGCCCUGCACCUAUGCCUUAUUGGUCUUUUGGAUUUCAUCAGUGCCGCUGGGGUUACAAAGAUAUCUAUGACCUCGAGAAUGUGGUAGCUGGUUAUUUAGAAGCUAGAAUUCCCCUAGACGUUAUGUGGUCAGAUAUUGAUUACAUGGAUGGCUACAAAGAUUUCACUCUUGAUCCCAUUAAUUUUCCCGCGGAGAAGAUGGAGAAAUUUGUCAAUGCACUUCACCAGAAUGGUCAGAAAUAUGUGGUCAUCCUAGAUCCUGGCAUUAGUGUAAAUGAGACAUAUCCUACCUACACAAGAGGAAUGCAAGCUGACAUCUUCAUAAAGCGUAAUGGUGAACCUUACCUUGGCAAAGUUUGGCCUGGAUUUACCUACUUCCCAGACUUUCUGAACCCGUCCACUGGAAUAUAUUGGGGUAAUGAAAUCAAAAAAUUCUUUGAACUUCUCCCUGUUGAUGGCCUGUGGAUUGACAUGAAUGAGGUAGCCAAUUUCAUAACUUCACCUCCCAAUCCAUCUUCAACUCUUGAUAAUCCUCCCUAUAAGAUCAAUAGUGGUGGGAUUCAACGUCACAUUGGUGAGGAAACUAUACCUGCAACGUCACUACAUUUUAGCAACAUUACAGAGUAUAACGCACACAAUCUCUAUGGAUUUCUGGAAUCCAAAGCUACUAAUGAAGCCUUAAUCAAUGUAACUGGUAAAAGGCCAUUUGUGCUAAGCAGAUGUACUUUUGUGGGUUCUGGAAAGUACUCGGCUCACUGGACUGGAGACAAUGCUGCCACCUGGAGUGAUUUGGCAUACUCGAUCCCAGGCAUCUUGAAUUUUGGAAUAUUUGGAAUUCCAAUGGUUGGAGCCGACAUAUGUGGUUUUUUUGGGAACACGACUGAAGAACUUUGCCAGCGCUGGAUUCAGCUAGGGGCGUUCUAUCCCUUUGCAAGAGACCAUUCGGACAAGGAUGCCAUUCGUCAAGAGCUAUAUCUCUGGAAUUCAGUCACUACAACAGCCAGGAAAGUGUUAGGACUUCGUUACCGCCUAUUGCCUUACUUCUACACAUUGAUGUACGAGGCACACUCUAAAGGCAUACCCAUAGCAAGACCAAUUUUCUUCUCGUUUCCCCAGGAUUCAAACACUUACAACAUCAGCUCACAGUUUCUACUCGGUAAGGGGAUUUUGGUGUCACCUGUACUAGAGCCUGGGGCAGUUUCUGUGGAUGCGUAUUUUCCUGCAGGGAACUGGUUCAACCUCUUUGACUACUCACGCUCUGUGAAUUCACAAGGAAAUUAUAUCAAGCUUGAUGCACCUCCUGAUCAUAUCAAUGUGCAUGUUCAGGAAGGAAACAUAUUAGCCAUGCAAGGAGAAGCAAUGACAACACGAGAAGCUCGGAAAACUCCGUUCCAACUUUUGGUGGCAAUUAGCAGAAGAGAAAACAGCUCGGGGGAAGUUUUCUUAGAUGAUGGGGAGGAUAUGGAAAUGGGAGGCGACGGAGGAAAAUGGAGUUUGAUAAAAUUUAACAGUGGUAUAGUAAGGAAUAGAAUAAUACUAAGAUCUGAGGUUUUGAAUGAAGAAUUUGCUGUGAAUCAGAAGUGGAUUGUAGACAAGGUGACUUUUCUGGGAUUGAACAAAAGUUUCAACAAGAUUAAAAGAUAUAAUUUAGUUACUGGAACGGGAGUAAAAGAGAAUAGACGCUUGGAUAUAAGCAUUAAAGCCAACAGCAAUGGGUAUGUUAACGUGGAGAUAUCGAACCUGUCAAUUCUUGUGGGUAAAGAAUUUGUGUUGGAGAUUGCACCUAAGAAGUGA